Messenger RNA from Seriola dumerili (greater amberjack), 4990 nucleotides. RefSeq lists its product as uncharacterized. NCBI's taxonomy places the organism in Eukaryota, Metazoa, Chordata, Actinopteri, Carangiformes, Carangidae. The record is from RefSeq and is a predicted model, not a curated record. Gene Ontology annotation, cellular component: myosin complex. The coding region runs from base 1 to 3543 and encodes 1180 amino acids. The transcript has 24 exons.
AUGAGGGAGAGAGAGGAGCUGAGGAGAGCCAUAGAGCAGAGUGACCGGCUCCUGUCCAGGGUCCGGGAGCUGGAGGAGCAGAACUCUGAGCUCCACCAGGAGAAGGAUGAGGUGUCCUCUAAGUACCGAGCUCGCUGCCGCUCCGUGUCUGAUGAGUCUGAGGAGGUCGGUGGGAACCAGGCAGAUUUUGGACAAGAACCAGAACCUGAACCUGAACCUGAAGACCUGGACUGGGACAGCUAUAGCACCACACUGGAGGACAGAUUAGCAGCUGAGCAGGAGAGCGCCCAGGCGUCCGAACAGCGCUGCGUCCAGCUGGAGAAGGUCCGGCGCGAGUUGGAGCGGCAGCUGUCGGGUCUGUCGGACCGUCUGGAGGAGGAGGAGGCGUGCUCGGCCCAGCUGGUCCUGCACAGGGACAGUCUGGAGGCCGAGUGCAGCAGCCUCAGGCGAGACCUGGAUGAACUGGAGGGCGCCCUGACCGCGGCUGAGCAGGAGAAACGGUCGUCAGACAGUGAGGUGAGGCAACUGUCGGAGCAGCUGCUUCAGAAAGACGAGGCGGUGCAGAAGCUGCAGAAGGAGAAGGAACAUCUGGUGGAGCUGAGCCAGCAGGCCAUCGAGGACCUGCAGAGCGAGGAGGAGAAGGUGAACCUCCUGACCAAGGAGAAAACCAAGCUACAGAUGCAGGCUGAGGAUUUGGAGUACCAGCUGGAGCGCCUUCAGCGCGGCGAGCUGGAGAAGAGCAGGAGGAGGCUGGAGAGUGACAGCAGAUCUACUCAGGAGAGUCUGGGGGAGAUGGAGAAGAUGAGGAGUGGUCUGGAAGACCUCCUCAAAAGGAAGGAUCUGGAGAUCAGCAGCACCAGCUCCAAGCUAGAAGCAGAGGAGGCUCUCAACACUGGACUGCAGAGGAAGAGCAAGGAGCAACAGGCUCGCAUCGAGGAGCUGGAGGAGGAGCUGGAGGCAGAGCGGGCCAUGAGAGCCAAGGUGGAGAAGCAGAGAGCGGAUCUGACCAGAGAGCUGGACGAUCUCACCGACCGCCUGGAGGAAGCAGGAGGAGUCACCGCCUCACAGAUGGAGGUGAACAAGAAGCGAGAGGCCGAGCUGCAGCGUCUGAGGAGGGACCUGGAGGAGUCCACGGUCCAGUCCGACGCCCUGGCCGCGUCUCUGAGGAAGCGGCACAACGACGCCACGGCGGAGCUGAGCGAGCAGUGCGAGGCUCUGCAGCGGGCCAGAGCCAAGCUGGAGAAGGAGAAGCAGAACCUGAGGAUGGAGGUGGACGAGCUGGCGGCGUCGCUGGACAGUCUGCAGAAAGUGAAGAUGUCCUCAGACGGUCAGAUGAAGAAGCUGGAGGAGCAGCUGUCGGAGGCCAACAGGAGAGGAGACGACCUGCAGAGGACGCUCACUGACCUCAGCCUGGCCAAGAACAGACUCACAGCUGAUAACGCAGACGUGAGUCGACAGAUGGAGGAGGCGGAGACCAGAGCCAGUCAGCUGACGCGCUCCAAAACUCUGCUCCAAACCCAACUGGAGGAUCUGAAGAAGCAGCUGGACGAGGAGGUCAAGUGUAAACAGGCGGUCAGCAGCAGCCUGGGCUCAGUGCGGCAGGAGUGCGAGGUUCUGAAGGAGCAGCUUGAGGAGGAGCAGGAGAGCAAGCAGGAGCUGCAGCGCCUCGUCUCCAAGCUCAACAGCGAGGUGACGCACUGGAAGACCAAACACGAGUCUGACGGCAUCCAGCACGCCGACGAGCUGGAGGAAACCAAGAAGAAGCUGGCGACCAGGCUGCAGGAGGCCGAGGAGGCGGUGGAGGCCACCCAGGCCAAAUGUUCCUCACUAGAGAAAACCAAACAGAGGCUGCAGGGGGAGGUGGAGGAGCUGUGCAUGGACCUGGAGAAGGCCAGCGGCUGCGGUCAGGCUCUGGAUAAGAAGCAGCGGAUCCUGGAGAAGCAGCUCGGAGACUGGAAGCAGAAGUGUGAGGAGCUGGUGGCCGAGGUGGAGGGCUGCCAGAAGGAGAGCAGGCAACACGCCAGCGAGCUCUUCAAACUCAAGACGGCACACGAGGAGUCUCUGGAGCAGCUGGAGGCUCUGCGCAGGGAGAACAAGGCUUACCAGGAGGAAGUAGCCGACCUCACAGAUCAGCUGUCAGACGGAGGGAAGAGCGUCCACGAGCUUCAGAAGGCGAAGAAGAAGAUUGAGAUGGAGAAGGAGGAGCUGCAGGCGUCACUGGAGGAAUCUGAGGCGGCUCUGGAGGUGGAGGAGACCAAGGUGCUGAGGCUGCAGCUGGAGUUGUCUCAGGCUAAAGGAGACGUGGAGCGACGGCUGCAGGAGAAGGAGGAGGAGACUGAAGCUGCGAGGAAAAGCCACCAGAGGGCGUUGGAGUCCCUGCAGGCCAGUCUGGACGUGGAGGUGAAAGGCAGAGCGGAGGGACUGAAGCUGAAGAAGAAGCUGGAGGCCGACAUCAACGAGCUGGAGCUGCAGGUGGAUCUGCUCACCAAGAGCAACGCCGAGCUCGGCAAGAGCGGCAAGAAGAUGCAGCAGCAGAUCAAGGAGCUGCAGGCUCAGCUGGAGGAGGAGGUGCGGAGCCAUGAGGAGUGCAGGGAGGAGCAGGCGGCCGUGGAGCGACGCUGCGGCCUGUUGGUCAGCGAGGGGGAGGAGACUCGUGCGGCCCUGGAGAGCACGGAGAGGGUCCGCAAGACCCUGGAGGCGGAGCUGCAGGACGCCAACGAGAAAUACGGCGACCUCAACAACCAGUUCCAGUCGGCUCUGAGCGGGAGGAGGAAGCUGGAGGUGGAUCUCCAGACUCUGCAGCAGGAGCACGAGGAGCUGCAGGGAGAGCUGAGAGGAUUCACAGACAAGGCCAAGAAGGCCAGCUGUGAGUUGGCCCGAGUGGGGGAGGAGCUGCGUCUGGAGCAGGAGCACACGCUGCACCUGGAGAGGGUGAAGAAAGGUCUGGAGGCUCAGAUCAAGGACAUGAGCGGGAGGCUGGACGAGGCCGAGCAGAUGGCUCUGAAGGGAGGGAAGAAGAUCAUCCAGAAGCUGGAGGGAAAGGUGAAGGAGCUGGAGCUGGAGCUGGACUCGGAGCAGAAGCGUCACGCUGAGACGGUGAAGACUCUGAGGAAGAACGAGCGUCGGCUGAAGGAGCUGCUGUUCCAGUCGGAGGAGGACCAGAAGAACCAGCAGAGGAUGCAGGAGCUGGUGGAGAGGCUGCAGAACAAGAUGAGGGCCUACAAGAGACAAGUGGAGGAGGCCGAGGAACAAGCCAACAUGAACCUGGCCAAGUACAGGAAGACGGUCCAUGAGCUGGAUGAUGCAGAGGAGCGGGCGGACAUCGCUGAGUCAGCGCUCACCAAGAUCAGGACCAAGAACAGAGGCAGCUUCGGCAAAGGAUACUCCUCUGGUUACAGCACGCCGUACCCGGGCCUGGUCCGGUCACCCAGCUCCGCGGGCUCAGAGGGCAGAGGAGAGAAGAUCCUCAACGACGACAACGAGUCGGUCAGCUCGCUCAUCCCGGCCUAUCUCAACUCGCUGAAGAAGCUGAUGAUCGAUUAGACGAUUAGAGAUGUGACGUCACCGCGGUCGAGUCUGACUGUUUCUAGUUUCUACGUCAUCCUGCGCCUGAAGAGUUGAAACAGGCUGAAACAUCAGGGAGGAUGAAACGACAGUUUCACAACAAUUUCAGGUCGUAAAGCAACAAAAACUCCUUCCUCUGUGUCUGUAACAUCACAGCUUUAAUAACACGUCUAUAUCCACUUUGUCAUAUUUGUAUCUCAAAACAGAUUGAACAUGGAAAACUGCUUCACUCUACACGUCACCACAGAGUUAGAAGUCAUGUAUAAUCCAUCAUGUGAAUCACGAACAUCAUCAACAAAUCCUUCAUUUACAUUUGAAAAUGACACAAAAUAAUAAUAAUAGUAACUAUUGUCGGCCAUGACAGAUUCCUGAAGCUUUUAAUCUAAAGUGUAAAAUAUUUUCCACUUAUAAAUAUGUUUUUGAAAUAAUAAAGCCAGACAACAAUUCAGUUAGAGUUUAUUUAGAAUAGAUUAACAAUGUAGAGAAGCUAAAACUGCAGUUAGCUAGCUAAUAGAUAAGGCCCUCAGCUGUCCACUAGCUAGGAAGCUAACAGUUUUUAGUAACUACUAUGGGAGAGUUAAUGCUCAGUGUUUUCUGUAAUUUUAAUAACAUUUUCUAAAUGCUGGUUCAAUGAACAAUGAGGUCAGUAAACAUGUAGCAUUGAACUAGAAAAGGUGGAAAUGAGCUCAGUUACAGUAAAUAUGGACAGGACAUUAUGAUGUCACAGUGAAGUUGACCUUUGACCUUUUGGAUAUAAAAGGUUGUCACUUCAUAAUUUUAUCCUAUUAGACAUUUCUGUUAAAUUAAGUCAUAAAUAGUGUAUGAAUUCAGGAGUUAUGGCCAAAAACAUGUUUUGUGAGGUCAUGGUCACGGUGACCUUUGACCUCUAAAUUCUGAUCAUUUCAUUCUUCAGUCCAAGUGUCCAACCUGUGUCACCAGAGAGGACGUCUGAGGGUUAAACAUCUGACAGCACCCUCAGGUUCUGUAGUGACAGAAAGCAACAAGGCUAGGCUAACAGGUUAGCACUUUAGCUUUGGCUGAUUCUUAACAGUGACAUUGUGAAGAACAUUAAAAGCUAUAAUCUACAUUUCUACAUGUUAAAUACUUUAUAUUAUACUUGUUUAAAGUCAAACUGGUGACCUUUGUAAUGUUUGAUCACAUUUGCGAGAGGCAGCUGUGCAGUGUGUAAUGUGGUGCGUCUAUAGGUUACAUAAAAUAAGUAAUAUACAGAAGAUUUGUAGAUGAGUUCAUCAUUAACUAAUGGUUUAUACACGACUUACAACCAGUCAUUAUUAUAAAGUGUAGCCAUGUAAUAUAUUCAACAAGGUGCCAUCAUCACGUGGGUUACUUUAGGUCAAUAAUAAGAAUCUCAGUGUAUUUUAACUCUCUGAUAAAGUGUAUCUCUGAACCUUUAACCACAUCGAUA